UUUAAAAAUAAUCGAUAGCGAAGGUUCGAGUUUCUUACAAAGCUCCUAAAAAUUACCAACUGCGUCCUUAACGUAAACAAAAAAGCCGGCGAAAUCGAAAAUGGAUCGUUUGGCUAAUGUUUUUUCCCAGCAGGAUAAAUUUAUAUCUCUAGAUGGAGGAUAUAAGGAUGAAUACGAAACCUUCAAGUCACUAUACUCAUUGCCAGCGGUAAAGCUUCAAGCAUUCCAGCAGCUAACAGUUAAACUGCUGCAGCAUUUCGAAAAGCCCCAUGAUAAGAAGAAGUGUGCUAUAAAAUCACGAAAAUUUCGUGAGGAAGGCAAUUUUGUGUUUAGAAGCUCCAGGUCGGGAUCAUCCCAGGACUCGGAAGGAAUGCUAGAGGCCUGCAAGCUCUAUACGGAAGCAGUUUUUAAGGCAGAGGAUGCUGUGGAUGAGCUAGCUUUAGCUUUUGCCAACCGAGGAAUGGCACUGCAGGAGUAUGGAUACUACAAGGAAUCCUACGAUGACUGUGCCAAUGCGCUGGAGUGUGGAUAUCCGGAAAAGUUGCGACACAAAGUUAUAAUGCGGCAGGCGCACUGUGCCUGGAAGCUGGAGAAUAUUGGGUUUUUAGAGGAGCAUUUGUUUUGCCUGGAGAAGAUGCAGUUGAACGAGACCUUCAAAUUGCAGCUGGAUGAUCUACAAAAUAAAUUACAGAAUCUUAAAAACCAAUCCAAGGAGGUGUUACCACAAGGCGGAGCACAUGAACAAGAUAUACAAGAAAUUGUUACAGAUCCUGAACAGCGUGGACGCUAUAUGGUGGCCAAGGAAGCCAUCACCAAGGGGAAAAUAAUUUUGUCAGAAAGAGCUUCCUGUUUUGUUCCCUUGGAACAGCGAUUGAUUUGUCAACAGUGUGCAGCCAGUUUAAUGUGUGCACCCAUACCCUGCUCCAAGUGUCAUAAGCGGGUUGUCUACUGCUCCAGGAAAUGUCGGGAGGCUCACUCAGCCAUUCACAGAUACGAGUGCGCCGCUUACCGAAAGAACAUUCUUAAAUUGCUGGGCGUUUCGCACUUGGCCUUGCGAAUGGUCUUGGUUUAUAUACCCCACAUGUUGCCUCAACUGCAGAAGAGCACCAGUGCCCAGGAGAUUUGGGAAGGAAUCUUGAAUUUGGCAAAGAUAUCGGAAUCCCCAGAAACUGUAACCGUCCCAGAGUAUUUACAAAGCCUGCGCAUGGUCAGCCAUUUAGACCAAGCAUCACAGUCUGAGCUUGUCUACCACACAUUGAGUGCCAAUCUGCUUCAAGUAUAUCUAACAGAGCACACCGACUUUUUUGAACAGUUUCGCUCCUCAUCAGCCAGCAUUAAAGAUUGGCAAGUGAUUACAUCAGCCCUGAUUCUUCGAUCCGCCGGUCAGCUACUUUCGAAUGGUCAUGUAGGCAAUGCCUUGGUGCCAUUUGUCUUCGAGCCAAAUGACUUCGCCCUGUUGCAGCCGGAUAUGUGGCAGAAGCCUCGCCACCUGAAGUUAGGUCAACUGCACAAUAUGGGCCACUUGGAGCUGAUAACGGCCAUCAAUUUGCCCUACUUAAGUCUGUGCAACCACUCUUGUGAUCCCUCUAUUCGAACAAAGUUCGAUGGUAAUUCCGUAGUUAACUAUGCUGCCAAGAACAUCUUAGCAGGAGAGGAGAUUUACAACUGUUAUACGAGGGAUUACAAAAACAGCUUAAAGGUUCAGCGUUCGGUACCCUUGAAGGAGGUCUACAAAUUCCAGUGUAGCUGCGUUAAGUGCACCCAAAGCAAUCCUGAUCAGGAUUAUCUUAAUUUCCAUCGGUAUCGCUGCGAAAAACCCAACUGCCGACAGGAAUUUCUCCCAAAUGACAAACUUCAACAAAAUAAUCUCAGCUGGUGGCUAACAUCAAACUCGGAUAAUUCAAUAAUUUGUACGGUUUGUAAGAAGCAGCAACAAUACCCCUGGUUCAAUGGAUUCCUUAACCUCAUCGAAGGCGACUCAGAAUCAAAAAUUUCGGAGCUUCUUAAGGCCUUUGAUGAUCUAGAUAAAUGGUAACUGGGUCAUCACAUUAUCAAAAGAAACUUUGCUAAAGAACUGGUGUCAGCCUGUUUUCUGGAAAUUGAAGUGGAUAUAAAUGUUCUUGAUGAACUUGAGUACAAAAAUUUGACAAGGAUUGUUCGAACACUACUAGAAGGCACUGCUGCUCAGUAUGGAGAUACCUCUAUGGAAUACAUUGCUCAGAUGACCUAUCUCUGGGAUCUUAUUGCUUUGAAGAAAUGCCAAAGCACUGAAAAGGAACUUUUAGAACUAAAGGGUAAGCUGGAAUAUCUGGCUACUGAGCACCGUGAAAUUUUUUUGAACUAUUACAACGAUUUUAUUGAGCAACAAUGUAAAUAACGAUAUACACGAUAUUAAAUUCACUAGUUUCGAGCUACAAGCAA
This is a messenger RNA of Drosophila eugracilis, 2421 nucleotides long. RefSeq names its product SET and MYND domain-containing protein 4 (gene Smyd4-1). The record is from RefSeq and is a predicted model, not a curated record. NCBI's taxonomy places the organism in Eukaryota, Metazoa, Arthropoda, Insecta, Diptera, Drosophilidae. The transcript has 4 exons. The coding region runs from base 101 to 2035 and encodes 644 amino acids. Gene Ontology annotation, molecular function: protein binding.